Molecule: messenger RNA, 781 nt
Organism: Cuscuta campestris
Lineage: Eukaryota; Viridiplantae; Streptophyta; Magnoliopsida; Solanales; Convolvulaceae
Source: the annotation of a GenBank genome assembly
AAGAUGAAUAUAAAAAAAGUGAAGUGCUGUUUCAUAAUCUUGCUGAUCUAUUCAUUCUCUCCUGCAACCUCUUCUCUUAACAACACAUCCCUUUUUCCAGGAAGAAGGGAACUGCUGGUUCCAAGCAUGGGAGGGGUGGUGAAGAGUGGGCAUAGUGGAGGAGCACACGGAGGCGGUGAAGGCGGCGGGGCCCACAGUGGUCAUGGCGGAGAGCGGUCGGGCCCACACCCGUCGGGAUCUUCUAGCGUCGUGCCGGUGUAUACCGCCAGUUCCCACCGCAAUUCCCGUCGCGCCAAAUCAUCAUCAUCAACAACUUCUCCUACAACCAAACUUGGACAGUUGUUGCUCAUAUUCCAAGUCUAUCUGCAACUCUUCUAAUCCUCUUCAUGAGUUCAAAGUUUAGUAAUUAAGCUAGCCGCCCAAUUGAUACUAUUUGAAUUUUGAAGAAGAAAAAAAAAAGAAGUAUAUAAAAAAUAGAAUGGUAUUUGUUGGGAAUAAUAAGUCAAGAAAUAAGUCUAAGUUUGGCCCAAACAUUUUCAUAAACACGCAUAAAUAGGAAAAAAUAUCACUGUCUAUGCGUGUCUGUGUGAAGGGUGGAGGCAAACUUGAGGUCACUCUUGGUCUUGGAAUGCCUCUAGCGUUAUUCACAAAUCAAUAACAUAUUUGGUCCGAACUUCUCAUUGAUGUGCGUAGCGAGUGAAUAGUAUCAUUGUAUUUGUGUGUUUGUGCGAAAGAUGGAUCGAGACAAACUUGAAGUCAUUCUUGGUUUGGUUUUGGAGUG